AUGGACACAAUAUCUGAUUUGAUAAAUACCUCGAAUCAAAAUUCAACAAAUCCUUCAAAUUUAACAACUCAAAGAACAACUGCAACAACAACUACUACCACGAAAUCAGGACCAUCAAAACAAGUGAUUCAAAAAUCGAUUUUGGCACCUGAUCAUGUUACAACUGCUCCUGAAUAUUGUCCAAAUACUGUCAGAAUAUUAAAGUGAGUAACAGAAGUUCUGAGAAAAUUGCUUGUAGAGUUUCUCUAAAAAUGUGAUUUCAGUAUAAUAGUUUCCAUACUGCUCACUUUAAUUGCUCUUUUUAUAUUCUUGGUUUUAUUUCCAUUCGUGACUGUUUAUAUGUAUCCACACGCUGUAUUUUCAUUGUUUCCAAAAGCAAGUGAGUUUGAGAGAUUUCGAAUCAAGCCAAGUUCAAUUUUUUCCAGAAUGGCAACCUUCAGCUUUCUAUGAAGCAAAUGAAACUUAUACUCGAAUUUUUACAAAUCGAAUAAAGUCACUUGGAACUGAAGUUGAGAUAAGCUACUUUACUCAGAAAAACAACACGAAAACAAUAAACUUCUAUCAACAGAAACAAGCACUUAUUGUUUUGGACAGUGAUGUUGUUCCAAAUUAUGAAGCAUAUUUUCUGUGUAGACCAACUCGUAAGUUCGAAUGAUGAGUUUUAAAAAAAAGUUGAUUUUCAGAAUCUUAUGAUUAUUAUUCGUUUCAAGAUUAUCAUAAUAUGGCGAAAACUUGUUAUAUGUAUGUUAGGCAAGUUACAACAAUUGCAACAAUUCAUGGAUUUGGAUACGGUAUUGGAGCAAAGUAAGAUUUUUUCACAGGGAUGAUGAACGGUUUCAGAAAGUGGGGAGAUUGUAAUUCAAGAGAGACGCAGAGAGUAAACAGGAAACUCUUCAAUAUUAAUUUUAUUUUGGAUAUCUCUCGAAGAUUUUGGGUUGAUUUCUCUGCCUCCCUCUCUCUCUCAAUUUUCCCGGUAAAAUAUCGUUAUAACUUUUUUUGUAGCGUAUUGGCAUACACUUCUCAGAACCUUCAAAAUACAUUUUGUUAUUCAUUUGGUAAUAUUUUCCUGCAAAAUCCAAUAACAAAUCUACUCGAUGAAAUGCGAAAUCAUCCAUUGCUAAAUAUCAUUUUCUUUCUUCCCCCAUUCCGAUCUUAUAUUAUUGAUUAUGUUAUUCGAGUUAAACAAAUGGAAAAUAUCGAAAUAUUUGAUAAUAUUCAAAAAAUUACAAAUGUCACAAUUACAAUGAUUCAAGAUGAAAAUGAUGAUGAAAUUGAAAAACUUUUCGAUGAUGUCAAUAUUUUAAAAAGCGAUCAACGAUUGAAAUUGUAAGUUUUUGUUUCAAAGCAAAUUUUAUUUUGUUUGUAAUCGUAUUGGUUUUUUCUAGGGGCAAGCAUCCUUCAAUAAAUCAAGGAAUGCCAAUAGCUGGUCGACAUCCUUAUGAAAAACAAUGUGCAAAUGACAAAAAUUUGACUCUAACUGAUAUUCUAUUUUAA
This is a messenger RNA of Caenorhabditis angaria, 1494 nucleotides long. Lineage: Eukaryota; Metazoa; Nematoda; Chromadorea; Rhabditida; Rhabditidae. The record is from the annotation of a GenBank genome assembly.